Bactrocera dorsalis (oriental fruit fly) is the source of this 825-nucleotide messenger RNA. Its product is annotated as putative nuclease HARBI1. The record is from RefSeq and is a predicted model, not a curated record. Bases 1 to 825 code for a protein of 274 amino acids. The transcript is spliced from 3 exons. Lineage: Eukaryota; Metazoa; Arthropoda; Insecta; Diptera; Tephritidae.
AUGUGUUCGAUUGUAUUCGACUACAAAUUGAACACAAAACCAAGUGGAAAACAAAUGCUUUUGCUUACAUUGAGGUUUUAUGCUACGGGAAGUAUGUUGAGGACAGUAGGAGAUUUAUUUGGAGUAUCUCAAAGUACGGUAUCAAGAGUUAUAACAGUAGUGUCGCACCACAUAGCCCAAUUAAAAGACCAUCACAUUUAUAUGCCAAAAACGGAAAUAGACCUGAAAAAGUCCCAGAGAGACUUUUUUAAAUUAGCUAAAUUUCCUCGAGUGAUCGCAGCAAUUGAUUGCACUCAUGUAAAAAUAAUUUCUCCAGGUGGGGAAGAUGCAGAGCUAUUUCGUAAUAGAAAAGGUACAUUUUGCAUCAACGUCCAGACGUUAUGUGAUAGUAAUCUCCGCAUCAUAAACAUCGUUGCACGGUGGCCUGGAUCCACUCAUGAUGCUACUAUUUUCCGUAACUCUCGGAUUCAUUGUCGAUUAGAAUCUGGAGAAUUUGGUUCUGGAAUAGUAGUUGCAGACAGUGGUUAUGAAAAUAACCACUUCGUAAUUACGCCACUAAUGCAUGUCAAUACGAGUGCCGAAAAUCUUUCUAACGAGUCUCAUAUAAGAACCCGGAAUUGUAUCGAGCGCUCAUAUGGAGUCUGGAAGCGUAGGUUUCCGGUAUUAUCACUGGGUUUGCGCUUGCAUCUAGCAAAAACCCAAAGCAUUAUUGUUGCAACAGCAGUAUUACACAACAUCUGCUGCAAUAAUCGCGAUAUAAUGGCUCCGCCACUUUCAAAUGAAAUUGAAGAUGUUGUAAACAAUAUGAUUAAUCAGAGUUCGUAA